AAGUACAUUGCUUCACACUUCGAGCCCGCACUGCACCCAGACGUGAUGGAAGAGUUUCCUUCCGGUCCGGAGACAACUGAAAUGGAAGACCCCACAGUGGACGAAGAAGAGGCCUGGAAAGCUGCUCAUGCGGAACUGGAGGGUGAUUCAGAAGAGGACUCCGGUUCAAACAGUGAAGACGCGAACGAGGAGGAGUUGUCAGAUGACGACGCCUAA
Messenger RNA from Dibothriocephalus latus, 216 nucleotides. The record is from the annotation of a GenBank genome assembly. NCBI's taxonomy places the organism in Eukaryota, Metazoa, Platyhelminthes, Cestoda, Diphyllobothriidea, Diphyllobothriidae.